Messenger RNA from Vitis riparia (riverbank grape), 1486 nucleotides. RefSeq lists its product as uncharacterized. Gene Ontology annotation, molecular function: protein binding. Lineage: Eukaryota; Viridiplantae; Streptophyta; Magnoliopsida; Vitales; Vitaceae. The transcript has 2 exons. The record is from RefSeq and is a predicted model, not a curated record. The coding region runs from base 1 to 1230 and encodes 409 amino acids.
AUGGACCAAGAAACAAAUGCGGGGUUCGAUGAGUUGACACGGUUGCCUUACUUAAACACUUUGAAGGUGGACAUAACAGAUGCUGGAUGCAUUCCACAAACUGUUGUAUCCAAUCCAAACUGGGUAAAAUUCAACAUAUGCAUGAGCGAGGAGUUAUUCGUGCGGCUCAUGGAUGUGCAUUUGUCAAAAAUCAUGGCUGCUCGUUCAAGAGCCUUGAUUCUCAACACAACCAUCAACACCUUGCCAGAUUGGUUUAACAGCGUGGUGACUGAGAAAACCGAGAAACUGUUCUACAUAUAUGGCAGUGGUUUACAUAACAUUAUUUCAGAGUAUGAUCAAGGCAGGCUAAAUGGCCUCAAGUCUCUCCUUGUUCAGAGUUGCUAUGGGAUAGUGCAGCUCAUGAAUACGGACAUACAUGUUUUAAAUAGACCGGUUUUUGACAACCUAGAAGAGCUGCGUGUCCACAAUAUGGAUUACUUGAAAGUGAUAUGCGUUGGUGAACUACCACCCGGUUCAUUGCGGAAACUGAAGUUUUUUCAGGUGGAACAGUGUGAUGAGUUGGUUGGUACACUGCUGCAGCCAAAUUUGUUGAAAAGACUAGAGAAUUUGGAAGUUCUUGAUGUGAGUGGCAAUAGUUUGGAAGACAUCUUUAGGUCUGAAGGGCUCGGGAAAGAACAAAUCUUGUUGAGAAAAUUGAGGGAAAUGAAGUUAGAUAAGCUGCCUCAGCUGAAGAACAUUUGGAAUGGUCCUGCUGAACUAGCAAUCUUCAACAAGCUCAAGAUUUUAACUGUGAUUGCGUGCAAGAAAUUAAGAAAUCUCUUUGCCAUCACUGUGUCUCGAUGUCUUCUGCAACUUGAAGAGUUAUGGAUCCAGGAUUGUGGUGGUUUAGAGGUAAUAAUUGGAGAAGAUGAGGGAGAAGCAUCCAGUAACAUGUCCCAUAAAUCAAGAGUGAAGGAGAUUGUUGAAAAACAGAAGGAAGAAGCAAUGGAGAAGAUCAUCUUACCGCAAUUGAAGAAUUUAUCUCUGCAAAAUCUUCCACUGGUCACAGGCUUCUACUCCGGAUUUGCAAGUAUUCAAUGCCCAUCCUUGGAACAACUGCACACGCAGGAUUGCCCGCUUUUUAGAGCUACCACAGAUGAAUUUCACAGCAGAAAGCAAGUCCAAGUAAAUAACGAGCAGCAUUUUCUCCUCCUCCGAAAAAGGCUUUGGGAGCUGAGACAAUUUUCGUAAGAGAAGAAUGAUACAAUACGGAAGGAAGAUGGACAAUACACAAUGAAGGACCGGGCAAAGCCAUGGGGUUAGCCACCAAGCUCGAGCCAAUUCAAACAAGUGGACUAGCAUUAUAACUGCCUGCCGGGAGAGUGGAUCGUUACCCUCAGUUCUCUGAGCUCUCUAAUGUUGGUUUUUGUUCCUAUCCCUCAACCUACUACUCUCUGUACUAUCGGAGAAAAUGUUCAAAUUGAUGAAUGGUAGUUUUUCAUUCAUA